Messenger RNA from Striga asiatica, 519 nucleotides. NCBI's taxonomy places the organism in Eukaryota, Viridiplantae, Streptophyta, Magnoliopsida, Lamiales, Orobanchaceae. The record is from the annotation of a GenBank genome assembly.
AUGAACGCCGCUGUUUCUCGGCUGCGGCUAUUCGUUCUUCGUUGGGCUGUUCACGGCUGCCGAUGCUAUUCGGGCCCUAGAAGAAGGCCGACGGGGUGCCGCUGCUGCUCGUUCUCGGUUCGACUACCUCGCGUCGCCGGGAAUCUCGUCGUUGGGCCGAUUCGGCUGCUCUCGCCGGGAAAUUGGACUCAGGUCGCGGAGGAGCUCGGGGAAUCGCGGCUCGAGAUAGAAGUUAGUUGUCCGUCUAGAGAUCGGAGGUCAGAGCUCAAAGGUCUCGGAGGUCGUCGGCGCGCACGGACUCCUCGUAGCCAGAAAUGGCUGGCUCUCGAAUUCGCUGGUUCUGCUCGUAGUCGGGCUGGUGGUGAUCGACUCGCCGGAACAUGGUGCCCUUGCUGUCGAAAAAAAACGAAGCUCUGCCGUGAGGGAUGGCUGGUACAAUUGGGCCAUCUCUGCGAAUUCUCUGUGAACUUUUUACUGAAGGAGAAAAUGAGAGUGGCGGCUAAUUGGAGGGUUCCUUAA